Messenger RNA from Striga hermonthica, 861 nucleotides. NCBI's taxonomy places the organism in Eukaryota, Viridiplantae, Streptophyta, Magnoliopsida, Lamiales, Orobanchaceae. The record is from the annotation of a GenBank genome assembly.
AUGGAUCCGUCCUUGGAAACCCAAGAAACCCAUAACGCCGCAGAAAAAAUGGACAAUCGCGAGGACGAUAAUGUUCCGAGAGAAGAUUUUGGGUUAAUGCUUCAUGGAUGCGAGCAUUAUAGGAGACGGUGCAAAAUCAGAGCCCCUUGUUGUGAUAAGGUCUUCACUUGUCGUCACUGUCACAACGAAGCCACUAGUGCUUUGAGCAAUCCGAAAGAAAGGCACGAAAUCGUCCGGCAGGAUGUAAAGCGAGUUGUUUGUGCAGUGUGUGAUACUGAACAGGAGGUUGCUAGGAUUUGUUCGAAUUGUGGCAUCAAGUUCGGAGAAUACUUUUGUGAUAUAUGCAAAUUUUACGAUGAUGAUAUCGCUAAAAGGCAGUUUCAUUGUAAUGAAUGUGGAAUUUGUAGAGUUGGCGGACGAGAAAACUACUUUCACUGCCCAAAGUGUGGAUCUUGCUAUUCAGAAGGUCUGCGUAAUAACCAUUUGUGUGUUGAGGACUCGAUGAAGAACCAUUGUCCCAUCUGUUAUGAGUUUCUGUUUGACUCGACUAAACAAACAACGAUUUUGAAGUGUGGGCAUACGAUGCAUGUGGAGUGUUAUGAAGAGAUGUUCAGCCAAAACCAAUAUCGUUGUCCAAUCUGCUCCAAGUCAGUCUUGAAUAUGUCUAGAACCUGGGAAAGAUUAGACCAGGAGGUCCAAGCUACUCCAAUGCCUCAGGAAUAUCGUUAUGAAGUUCAAAUACUUUGCAAUGACUGCAACAAUAGAAGCACGGCAUUUUUCCACAUUUUCGGCCACAAAUGUGGGAACUGUAAUUCGUACAACACUCGUGUGAUCACAAAUGGGGAUAAUCAGCAAAGAUAG